Molecule: messenger RNA, 2900 nt
Organism: Paramisgurnus dabryanus
Lineage: Eukaryota; Metazoa; Chordata; Actinopteri; Cypriniformes; Cobitidae
Gene: ghrhrl
Product: growth hormone releasing hormone receptor, like
Biological process (GO): cell surface receptor signaling pathway; adenylate cyclase-activating G protein-coupled receptor signaling pathway; positive regulation of cell population proliferation
Cellular component (GO): plasma membrane
Molecular function (GO): G protein-coupled peptide receptor activity; peptide hormone binding; growth factor binding
Source: RefSeq, a predicted model, not a curated record
UUCAUUCACGUUUAUGAUGUAAGUUCCUUUGCUUGUAACACAACAUGCAGCAGAGGCGGGUUUAAUCAAGACAUUUCUCUCUCUCUCUCUCUCUCUCUCUCUCUCUCUCUCUCUCUCUCUCUCUCUCUCUCUCUCUCUCUCUCUUUCCCUCUCUCUCUCUCUUUCUCUCUCAGUCAGUCAUUCAUUCAGUCUAUAAAGGGUUUCAUCCAGGAGCUCAUCUGUGAGUGAAUCUGUGAAUGGACUGGAGAUAUGACUCUGUUUGUUUAUGGGAUCUUGUGUUUGACGUCUCUCACAGCUGUUUCGUCUACUUUGCAUCCUGAAUGUGAAUAUAUUUUUCAGUUGGCCAGAGAUGAAGUGCAAUGUCUCGGCGAGAUCAAAGAAGUUGGAAACCUCAGCAGCUCAGGUUGUCUACCUGUAUGGGAUUCAGUGUUGUGUUGGCCCAGAGCUGCAGUAGGUGACACAAUCUACCUGCCCUGUCCACCUGUUUUCUCUUUAUUCAAAAACAACACAGGUUUAGUGGGUCGUAACUGCAGUGCUGGAGGUUGGUCCCAGCCUUUCCCUCCAUAUCAUGAGGCCUGUAGUGUUGAAGAUGAAAUCAUUGAGGAUUCAUACUUUGCUACAGUGAAACUGAUCUACACCAUUGGUUACGGAGCAUCACUCCUCUCUCUCUCUGUUGCCGUGGUAAUCUUGUUGCUCUUCAGAAGACUACACUGUGCUCGAAACUACAUCCACAUGCAGCUCUUCUUGACCUUCAUCCUCAAAUCCGUGGCUGUAUUUAUAAAAGAUGCUACACUGUUUGCCAGUGAUGACACAGACCACUGCACGCUGUCUUCGGCGGCAUGUAAAGCAUCUGUGGUGUUUUGUCAUUAUUGUGUGAUGUGUAAUUUCUUCUGGUUGCUGGUUGAAGCAGUGUAUCUGAACUCUCUGCUGGUCUCCAACUUCCCGCGCAUGCGCCGAUGCCUCUUGAGUUUUGCUUUACUGGGUUGGGGUGUACCAUUAGUCUGCACCAUCCUGUGGAUUAUCUCCAGGCUGUUUUUUGAGGACACAGAGUGCUGGGACAUCAAUGAAGAUUCUCCUUUUUGGUGGAUCAUCAAGGGUCCAAUUGUCGUAUCUAUAGGGGUGAACUUUCUUCUUUUUAUGAACAUUAUCAGGAUUCUGGUCCAGAAGCUGAACCCUCGUCUGAUCCAGUUCAAUAACUCUGCUCAGUACAGGCGACUGACCAAGUCCACCCUUCUGCUCAUCCCUCUCUUCGGCACUCAUUACAUAGUGUUCAGUUUUCUCCCAGACUACUUCAACGUGAGCCUGCGGCUUUGCGUCGAGCUCUGUCUGGGCUCCUUCCAGGGUCUCAUUGUCGCAGUUCUGUACUGUUUCCUAAACCAGGAGGUUCAGAAAGAAAUACGCUUACGAUGGAUUCGUCAUCAAGAGGAGAGUUACGCUGUCGUACCUGUUGGAGCCAAAGGAAGUCAGAUGGACACUCCAUUUUAAAGUCACUAAAGCUUGAGACCCCUGAUACAAUAUUCUGUGCAUACAGUACAGGUGUAUCCCCAAAAGGGAUUUGAACAUGCAUGAAUGUCAGUGCAUAUUUAUUUUAUUUAAGUUUCAUUAAAUAUAAACAUAAACAGAAUGUUUGACAUUACACAUGGUAAAAUAAUGACAUUAAGUGCAGCUUAAAUAUUUUUUGCUACAACAUGUUAUAUAUGUUUUACACGUGUUUGGAUGUUUCAUUGGAAAUAGUGAUCUCUCUGGGGAACUUUGGGUGGGAUUACUUCAAAUAUGGCCAAAAAACAAUAAUUAUAUUGUCAGAAAAUGGUUAAAAAUGCUCCCUUGCUGUCACUAGGACCGUACAACUUCAAAAAUAUACAUAAAGUUCAUAUUAGUACAUACUAGUACCAAAUUAAUAUCUGUAAGACAUUCUUACAGGGUACUGCCCCAGUGACACUUAGGACCAUUUUGACCUUUUUUUCUGACAGCGUAUUUACUACAGAUGCCUUUCAAAUCUAGAUAAUUAUUACUCUAGUUGGUUUAUUAUUUUGUGCUAAUAUUGAAGGAGAGCAGGUCUGAUGUUUGUAUUUGCAAUAUUUAUGUUAGGUUCACAUUUUCUCACAGUAUUUACAAGAUUUAUUCAAUUGUUAUCUCUAGCAGUGUUGUCUUUACAAAUCAAAAAAUGUCUUUGAGAUAUGUAUUUAUUAACUCUACAUACGAAUUAUAAUAUCAUCACGAUUGGAGAUGUUUUUAUUUGGUUUCAUGUCAGUAUCACUGCAUUACAUAAUUAUUGAGAUUUUUCUCAGUAGAUUUAGUUUGAAUCUCAUCCCAGCAUUCCAGCUCAAAAGUGUACAGUCAAGCCAUCAUAACGUCUGUUUUGCUCGGUUACUUUUAGUGUUGUUUAAACCUGACAAAGUGUAUCAAGAUUUGUAUUUGAUUUGUCAGGGAGGCCAAGAGACCAAAGAUUCGUGUUUGUGUUGCUUUAAAGGCCCCUCUUCUUCUCUCCUCUAAUGUGCAUUGUUGUUUCUUGUAAUCUUGAAAUGAUAAAAAAAAAACAUUUUUUAUAUUGUAUUAUAAAAUAUAUUACAUGUUGUUUGUCAACAGUUCAUCAUUUUGUUUAUUUGUUUGAUUGUGUAACUUGUUUAUUUGAGUGCCUUUACGUCUCUUUUUAGAUCAGUAGAUUAAAUUAUAUAAGAGCUAUUUUGCAUUAAUCUGUGUUAUGGAUUUUUUUGUCGAUUUCCUUUAAUUGUGCAAUUUAAAGGCAAAGUGCCUCUGGCUUGAGUCUAUGCCAUAACUGAUGUGCAUAUGUUUGUGUACUGCAUGUCAAUUCAUUCAAGCAGGUGUGUACCUAAACAAGCUCUUACUGUUCAGAUCAAGUGUUUUUCUUUGAUGUCUGACAUUUACGCACUUUCUAUUAA